AUGGAUGAUGACCAGUUUAGAAAAGUCUGGAAUGAGUUGAGUCCGAAAUGGCCUGCAGGAUUUUGGGAUGAUUGGAUGAGAGAACCCGAGAACAGAAAAGGACGCCAUUGCAUCAGACCGGAAAUUAGUCGCACAAAGAUGACUGCACUAGGAAAGAAAGGCGCUAGCAAAGGCCAGUUCUUCGAUAAACACGUCGCAAAAGUCAUUCUAAACAAAGCUCCUGUUACAUUUACUCUUAUGAAUCUGGACUAUCUUCUUAAUCCGACUUAUGAUCUGGAAUUUGAUCGAAUGGUGUAUAGCAGUCCCCUUGUUGACAUUAGCGAAGUGAAUGCUACUUUAGCCAAGGGAGAGUAUAAAAGUUUGAGGUAAGU
Molecule: messenger RNA, 371 nt
Organism: Cylicostephanus goldi
Lineage: Eukaryota; Metazoa; Nematoda; Chromadorea; Rhabditida; Strongylidae
Source: the annotation of a GenBank genome assembly